Messenger RNA from Penicillium odoratum, 546 nucleotides. RefSeq lists its product as uncharacterized. The transcript has 3 exons. Bases 1 to 546 code for a protein of 181 amino acids. NCBI's taxonomy places the organism in Eukaryota, Fungi, Ascomycota, Eurotiomycetes, Eurotiales, Aspergillaceae. The record is from RefSeq and is a predicted model, not a curated record.
AUGAAGCUCACCACCUUUCCCUCCUUGGCCUUGGCCUCCAGUACCCUCGCAGCACCAUCACUAGCCAUCUCAAAGCGCGACCCAUCCGGUUCCUUCGAACUCCUCGCCUACGACGUCACCGACGAUGGCAUAAAACUAUUUUACUCCGACGGCCUCGCAUACGCCGGCGACUCCUCCCUUUGGACAUAUGGCUCUGUCACAACAGACGUAACCUUCAAACUCACAGAUUCAAAGCUUGUCACUACCGCCACCACAUCGGGUGUGACACUCGACUCGGAUACUCUACUCUACAUCCGGCCUACGGCCGACAAAGUCCUACCCGUCGGGUUUACGGGUAAUGAUUAUGACACGCCGUCUGAUGCGUCGACAGAUAGUUUCUUGUUCUAUGGCACGUAUUUGAUGUGGGAGGAAUCGGAUGGGAAUAUCGCGGAUGUUUUCAGGCUGAAGGAGAGUAACGUUUCGGGGAUUUACGAGGUUUAUUGGGAUACUUCUAGUUUGGAUCUUGAUGGGUAUUAUUAUCCUGCUAUUCAGGAUGUUACUGUUUGA